AUCAGUAGUCUGGCCUAUCACAUCACAUAGACGAAAGUGGAAAGAAAUCAGGGAAGCUUUUAUUCUGGUGGGAAGAAAAUGGAAAAAGAACCGUAAGAACGAAAUUUAAAGAGCGACAAGUCGACAACUUAUAAAAGCCACAAAUAGUUGCCCAAAUAAAGUAGUAUAAACUUGAAAAAAAAAUAUUUAUCAAGAGUGAGAGCAGAGAGCCAAAUUAAGAUGGCUGCAGCGAGGAGACUGCCCGUCCUGGAGCUGGUCUCCUUCGUCGCCGUCCUCCUUAUCUCCUCACCAACAGCAGCAGCAGCCGAGUUGUCUGUGGACUUCCACGCGGCGUCGUGCCCGCCGCUGGAGGCCAUCGUGCGCUCCUCAGUGCAAGCCGCGCUGCAGCAAGAGAUCGCCCUCGCCGCCGGCCUCCUCCGCAUCUUCUUCCACGACUGCCUCCCGCAGGGGUGCGAUGCAUCGGUGUAUCUGAGGGGAGGCAGCAACUCAGAGCAGGGCAUGGGCCCAAACCUGACGCUGCAGCCGCGGGCGCUGCAGCUCGUCGACGACAUCCGCGCCAAGGUGCAUGCAGCAUGCGGCCCCACCGUCUCCUGCGCCGACAUCUCCGCGCUCGCCACCCGUGACGCCGUCGUCGUCUCCGGGGGACCCUCGUACGCAGUGUCUCUCGGCCAAAAAGACAGCCUCGCCCCGGCCCCGGUGCGCCUCGUCAACCAACUCCCGGGCCCGGGCACCUCCAGCGUCCAGGCUCUCCUCGACAAAUUCGGAAGCAAGGGCCUCAGAGAGGCCGCCGACCUGGUGGCGCUUUCCGGCGCCCACACCGUCGGGAGGGCGCACUGCGACUUCUUCCGUGACCGCGCCGCCCGCCAGGACGACACCUUCUCCAAGAAGCUGGCCGUGAACUGCACCAAGGACCCCAACCGGCUGCAGAAUCUGGACGUCGUCACGCCCGACGCCUUCGACAACGCCUACUACGUCGCGCUCACCAGGAAGCAGGGGGUGUUCACCUCCGAUAUGGCGCUCAUCAAGGACCGGAUCACGGCGCCAAUCGUCAGGCAGUUCGCCGCGGACAAGGCCGCAUUCUUCAGGCAGUUCGCCAAGUCCAUGGUCAAGCUCAGCCAGGUUCCGAGGACUGACAGGAACGUCGGCGAGAUCCGCCGCAGCUGCUUCAGGACCAACGGACCACGCCUCGUCGACUUGGCCACCGGCGAUGAGGCCGCUUCUCCUUGAUAUGGGUGGAUCGAUCGAGAUCGUUGGCUCCGGCUGUACGACGACAUGUCCACGGAGCGGCCCUCCAUCCGUUGUUGAUUAAUUAGGGAGGUGGUUGACGUAUAUACGCUAGCUGAUCCUGGUCUCGUUGGCCUGCACGAGUGCAGGCCUUGGCCCUUGGCUUUUGUUCGCUUAAUUCGUUGUGUCCCUACCAUAAGGGAGAUAGCAGUGCGACCACCGCAUUUGCUGCGCUUCCGUUGCCACCUGGACCAAGCUCCUCAAAGGAUAUAUGCUUCACAGUAGUGCAAGUUAUUUAUUGUGGAUCUCACUUGUAGAUCCACUCCCA
Oryza sativa Japonica Group (Japanese rice) is the source of this 1552-nucleotide messenger RNA. Its product is annotated as cationic peroxidase SPC4-like. NCBI's taxonomy places the organism in Eukaryota, Viridiplantae, Streptophyta, Magnoliopsida, Poales, Poaceae. The record is from RefSeq and is a predicted model, not a curated record. Gene Ontology annotation, biological process: response to oxidative stress; hydrogen peroxide catabolic process. Gene Ontology annotation, molecular function: heme binding; peroxidase activity.